Apaloderma vittatum (bar-tailed trogon) is the source of this 932-nucleotide messenger RNA. It is a transcript of the gene B3GAT1, whose product is annotated as beta-1,3-glucuronyltransferase 1. Gene Ontology annotation, cellular component: Golgi membrane. Gene Ontology annotation, biological process: chondroitin sulfate proteoglycan biosynthetic process; carbohydrate metabolic process. Gene Ontology annotation, molecular function: galactosylgalactosylxylosylprotein 3-beta-glucuronosyltransferase activity. The record is from RefSeq and is a predicted model, not a curated record. Lineage: Eukaryota; Metazoa; Chordata; Aves; Trogoniformes; Trogonidae. The transcript is spliced from 3 exons. The annotation marks the transcript as partial.
UCCAUGCGGCUUUUUCUUCUCUCUCAUGCCCUUGCUCAGAUGAUGGUGGUGACUCCCGGCGUGAUCUUGCUGCAGGCUUGGACUCCAAGGAGUACUGCUUGUCGGACCGGGACAUUGUGGAGGUGGUGAGGACAGAAUAUGUUUAUACCCGCCCACCCCCGUGGUCAGACAUCCUUCCCACCAUCCACGUCAUUACACCCACCUACAGCCGGCCCGUCCAGAAGGCAGAGCUGACGCGCCUGGCCAACACCCUCCUGCACGUGCCAAACCUGCACUGGAUCCUGGUGGAGGACUCGCAGCGACGCACGCCUCUCAUCACCCGGCUGCUGCGGGACACGGGGCUCAACUACACCCACCUCAACGUGGAGACACCCCGCAACUACAAGCUGCGGGGAGACAUGAGGGAUCCCCGCAUUCCCCGGGGGACCAUGCAGAGGAACCUUGCCCUGAGAUGGCUGAGAGAGACCUUUAACAAAAAUAACAGCCAGCCUGGGAUUGUUUACUUUGCCGACGAUGAUAACACCUACAGCCUGGAGCUCUUUGAGGAGAUGCGAAGCACCAGAAAGGUGUCGGUGUGGCCAGUAGCCUUCGUCGGUGGCUUGCGCUACGAGUCACCCAAAGUGAACGCCGCGGGGAAGGUCUAUGGCUGGAAAACUGUGUUCGACCCCCAUCGCCCCUUCGCUAUAGACAUGGCAGGGUUUGCUGUGAACCUCAGGCUGAUUCUCCAGCGAUCUCAGGCUUACUUCAAACUGCGAGGAGUGAAGGGAGGCUACCAAGAGAGCAGCCUGCUCCGGGAACUAGUGACCUUGAAUGACCUUGAGCCGAAAGCUGCCAAUUGCACUAAGAUUUUAGUCUGGCAUACAAGGACAGAAAAGCCUGUGCUGGUGAAUGAGGGAAAGAAAGGAUUCACAGAUCCCAAUGUGGAAAUCUGA